Messenger RNA from Acanthisitta chloris (rifleman), 1028 nucleotides. RefSeq names its product proteinase-activated receptor 3-like. The annotation marks the transcript as partial. Gene Ontology annotation, cellular component: membrane. Gene Ontology annotation, biological process: phospholipase C-activating G protein-coupled receptor signaling pathway; thrombin-activated receptor signaling pathway; blood coagulation. Gene Ontology annotation, molecular function: thrombin-activated receptor activity. Lineage: Eukaryota; Metazoa; Chordata; Aves; Passeriformes; Acanthisittidae. The transcript has a single exon. The record is from RefSeq and is a predicted model, not a curated record.
CAUUUAGCACCAAAGGGCGAACCCUGAUCCGCCUCACUCCCCAGGAGAAAAACAUAUGUGCCAGUGCCUCUGAGGAAGCUUUUCUCACCAGCAGCCUCAGCACUCACCUCCUCCCUGCCCUCUACUCCGUGGUGCUGCUCGUGGGGCUGCCAGCCAACGCUCUGGCCUGCUGGGUCCUGGCCACCAAUUUCAAGAGGUAUUCCAGCACCCUCUUCCUGCUCAACCUGGCUGCUGCUGACCUGCUCUUUGUCCUCUUGCUGCCCUUCAAGAUCUCCUACCACCUCCUGGGCAACAACUGGGUCUUUGGGGACUACCUGUGCCGCACCAUGAUGGCCUUCUUCUAUGGGAACAUGUACAGCUCCAUCCUCUUCCUCACCUGCAUCGGCCUGGAGCGCUACGUCUCUGUGGCACACCCAUUCCUGUGGAAGAGCUCCAGCUGGACAAGGGGCAAGGGAGCCAUCUGUGUAGCCAUCUGGCUGGUGGUCGGGCUGGGCAUGAUCCCUCUGCUUUUGCACUCCCAGACACAUCAUAUCUUGAGCCUGAACAUUACAACAUGCCAUGAUGUCCUCGAAAAGGAAACCCACAAGUUCUUGAGCUACUUUUUCCUCUUCCUGGUGGGGCUGGGCUUUGGCUUGCCUUUUGUGCUCAUGACCAUCUCCUACAGCUGCAUCCUGGUACGGCUGCUGGCCAAGGAUAAAUGCUACGGGCAGGUGGUGCGUGUCCUGGCCCUGGUCCUCCUGGUCUUCAUCGUCUGCUUCACCCCCAGCAAUGUGCUACUCUUCAUCCAUUACAUGCUGGAGCCCACGGGGUGCCACAACAUGACCUACAUCUGGUAUGCCCUGGCUCUGGUGCUCAGUGCCUUCAACAACUGCUUUGAUCCCUUCAUCUACUUCUACAUCUCCCAGGAUUUUCGGAGCUGGGUCCGGGAUGCAGGAGGUCGCUGCCUGAGAGGGCUUGAGACCUCCUCGGGGAAGUCCUCAGAGAAGACAGACUUGCCCCUGAGGUCCAGUGAGCGAAGUGAGCCAUAG